Wallemia mellicola CBS 633.66 is the source of this 580-nucleotide messenger RNA. RefSeq lists its product as hypothetical. Bases 23 to 511 code for a protein of 162 amino acids. The transcript has 2 exons. Gene Ontology annotation, molecular function: peptidyl-prolyl cis-trans isomerase activity. Gene Ontology annotation, biological process: protein peptidyl-prolyl isomerization; protein folding. The record is from RefSeq and is a predicted model, not a curated record. NCBI's taxonomy places the organism in Eukaryota, Fungi, Basidiomycota, Wallemiomycetes, Wallemiales, Wallemiaceae.
AACAAUCAGACAAGCAGGAAAAAUGGCAAACGUAUUCUUUGAUGUUACAGCAAACGGCUCAGCAGUCGGUCGUAUCACAUUCAAACUCCGUGAUGACAUUGUCCCAAAGACAGCUAAAAACUUCCGUGAAUUAUGCACUGGAGAACAUGGAUUCGGUUACAAGGGAUCACCAUUUCACAGAGUAAUUCCACAAUUCAUGUUGCAAGGUGGUGACUUCACCCGCCAAAACGGUACAGGUGGAAAGUCAAUCUACGGUGAAAAGUUCGCAGAUGAGAACUUUACCCUGAAGCACACCAAGCCAGGUCUUUUAUCAAUGGCCAACGCUGGUAAGAACACCAACGGUUCACAAUUCUUUGUCACUACUGUACCAUGCCCAUGGUUGGAUGGCGCUCACGUCGUCUUCGGUGAAGUUGUCGAAGGUUUGGAUGUUGUUAAGAAGAUCGAAUCAUUCGGCUCUGGAUCAGGUAAGACUUCAGCAAAGAUUGAAGUUGCUAACUGUGGUACCGUCUAAAUUGAAUAAUUGAUUGUAAAUAAAUUGAUUUUUUAUUUUGAAAUUUAAAUCUUUGUUGAGGAGAUAGCG